GUCGAGUUAUCCCCCUUGGACUGAUCACACUAGCCCUCAAACAUGUCAGCCCCCACUCGGCCAAACUUGUUGAUGAUCGUGAGUUCGGCAGUAGAAGGUGUGUCUGCACAGUCAUUUGUCCAAGCAUACAAUUUGGCUAUUCCUACCUUCACCAUACAGUUGGCUUCUCCUAAUGGUCGUCAGAUUGAAUAUGUACAUCAAGAUGAUUCCAACAGACGCUGGUUUAAUGAAUUCAGAUCAAAAGCUAACUCCAUGCCUAUUUCUCUUGAAUCAAUUGAUGCCAACAGAUACUCAGCGAUGUUGAUACCGGCUGCUCCAGGUGCACUCCAUGACCUGUUCUCCAGUAAAGACCUAGCUCAGAUUGUCCUCCAUUUUGUCAAAGAAAAAAAAGCUAUCUGUGCUGUUGGGGAUGGUGUGGCAGGUCUGUGUGGUGCCCGGCACCAGGACAACAAAGAAUGGUGCUUCCAAGACUACAGCCUCACAGCAACGUCUCUUAAUGAGGCUGCAAGGGAGUCACACUUCACUUCCCUACCAGUACUUUUGGAGGAUUUUGUCAAAGAUCAUGGAGGCAAUUAUAAUCGUAGCAAGGCUGAUGCAAUUCAUGUAGUGAUAGAUCGGCAUGUAAUAACGGGCCAGAACAUACAAUCAACACUCACAGCAGUGCAGAACCUCAUUCUCAUGUGCUCCCAGAAGUAGUGUCUACACAAGGGUGUCUUCAAGUGGGCGACCAGGGGGGAUGGCAGUAUACAAACAAGAGUGUAUGCAGCAAGUCUUAUGGUGUUUUGUUUGGAAAUACAGAUAGAUUGCA
Messenger RNA from Haliotis rufescens (red abalone), 808 nucleotides. Its product is annotated as glutamine amidotransferase-like class 1 domain-containing protein 1. Bases 43 to 696 code for a protein of 217 amino acids. The record is from RefSeq and is a predicted model, not a curated record. The transcript is spliced from 7 exons. NCBI's taxonomy places the organism in Eukaryota, Metazoa, Mollusca, Gastropoda, Lepetellida, Haliotidae.